This is a messenger RNA of Geodia barretti, 1252 nucleotides long. NCBI's taxonomy places the organism in Eukaryota, Metazoa, Porifera, Demospongiae, Tetractinellida, Geodiidae. The record is from the annotation of a GenBank genome assembly.
UGGUGGAGGUGUGCAUCGUCGUAAAGCGAUGCUUGUUUUCUUGUCGCCUAUAGCUACGGAAGAUUACUGGCGGACUUUAUAGCUCACAGAAGACUACGCCAUUUUCACGGAUAGCGCUCGUCCAGACCCCUCCCACGCGUGACAUACGAGCGCACCGCGCGCGACGCGCGAUAAAAGACACGUGGUCGCAGACCUGCUCGCUCUCUCGUCCGUUGAGCUCCGUUUGGCCGUGGUUUUGUGCCAGUGACUACUUUUGCCCGGGUCUCCCGUUUCUUCCGAGUCUGGUUACGACUUCUUGUUCUUCUACACGACACUCCUUCUCAGUCUCUUUCAUAGAGCUGGUGCGAGUACGUGUACUCACUGCGCUGUUUUUGUACACAAGUGCAUGCCUUACAUCGACACCCCGUUCGGUGUAUUUGUACUGGCCCCUGCUGCGAAGUUCAAUUUCUGGAGUUGGGGCCGCCACAGCUACUCAUUUUGUUUUCAAUCUGUUUAUUUGGAGGUGCUAGUACACGACACUCCUUCGUGCCUGGGUGUACCCACCGACCCUGACGCACUUUGCUGCGAGUUCGUGCCGCACCCUGGUCCUGUAUCUCCCGAAUCGCGAACCUCUUCAUUCUACGUCUUUGCCGUCGUUGGCGAUACCUGUUCCAACUCCGUCUACUCUCGCCCUGCUGCAACUGAGUCCUCGUUGAUAAGAAAACGCCUGACAGUUCUUUCCUCCGAAAUCGUCUACUCUCGCCCUCUAGCUGCAAGUGAAUCCUCGUACAGCUGCCGUUGUUUCCUCCAAAUCGUCUACUCUCCCCCUGUACCUGCGCCUGCCGUUCUUUCCUCCGAAAUAUUGUGCUAUUCACUGCCCUCUGGCAUCUUCAGAUAAGUGACAUUUUGCUGCUGGGAAAAUGCCUUACCGCUACCCAAGAAAAAAGAGGGCAGGUUUCAAAAGAUAUUAUGUGCUAAAUUCUGAGAGUAUAAAAGCUAGAGGUAGAUCCCUUUAUUUGUCAGACCCUGAUAAGAUAAAGGCUGUGGCUAGGACCUCCUACCAUGCAGACCCUGAUAAGAAAAGGCAGCUGUUAGGGCCUCAUAUUGUGCAGACCCUGAUAAGAAAAAGGCUGCUUCUAGGGCCCUGUAUAAGUUGCACCCAUUGAAGAAAAAUAUUGCUGAUAGGGCUGCAUAUAGAGAUAAUGCUGAUAAAAGAAAGGCCGCUGCAAAAUCAGUUUACGAUGUAAAUCCUGAACAAAAGCGUGCAGCUACC